Messenger RNA from Bombyx mori (domestic silkworm), 9643 nucleotides. RefSeq lists its product as uncharacterized. The transcript is spliced from 27 exons. Bases 199 to 5784 code for a protein of 1861 amino acids. Gene Ontology annotation, molecular function: protein-containing complex binding; monoatomic ion channel activity. The record is from RefSeq and is a predicted model, not a curated record. Gene Ontology annotation, biological process: monoatomic ion transport; transmembrane transport. Gene Ontology annotation, cellular component: membrane. Lineage: Eukaryota; Metazoa; Arthropoda; Insecta; Lepidoptera; Bombycidae.
CAUAAUAAUAUCUCCGUUGCAUCAGCGUUCAUUAUUAUAUCCAUCAAAAAGACAAGUGAAAUAAGCACAUAUCUCCGUUGCAUCAAAGAUCAUUAUCAUAAACCAGAUCAAUUCGCUAAAUCAUACAUCAAUAAAAUGUAAAUUCCUGUAAAAUAUAACGUUUGAUGAAUUAAAAGUGAAAUUUGACACUAAAAUAUUAUGUACAAAGAAGAAACUAUACCGCUUAUAAGGAUACAGGCAGAAGAAGGCACGAAUCGCAACUCAGAAGGUGAAGAUAAUGAUGGGAGCGAGCCCAACGCCGGCUCGUCCAGGGUGCUCUCCGCGGCUACCUCUCGUGAAGACGACGAUGACUCCAGCAACAACAUCAGCAGUGAAAACAAAAGCCCCGGUCAGAGAACAAAAUCGAAUCAGAGAUGGAUGAAGUUGAGGACCACAGUGCAAUUGAGUUCGGCUAUACAAAAGAAACCGCCUUUGAAAAGAGAAGAUUCUUUCUUGAAACGAUUUUCGACCAGACAGACACCUGCCACUCAGGAGACGGUCGAAGAUACAGGCUCGGAGGGUGCAACUGGUGAACAUAGAUCAACGAACCGUCACAGAAGGCGUAAAGUCCGCGCCCCGCGCACUGUAGUGAACCCCGACGAGAACUUUUACUUCUACUGGCUCUGGGUGAUCACCAUCUGCGUGCUCUAUAAUCUAUGGACGCUGAUCGUGAGACAAAGCUUCCCUGAGUUACAGAUAAUGUGUCACACUUUUUGGGUAUCCUGCGACUGCAUUAGCGACGUGGUCUUCGCCCUCGAUCUGAUUGUCCAGCUAAGAACUGGGUACCUCGAGCAAGGACUUAUGGUGUAUGAUUCUCUGAAGUUAGCCAAGCACUACCUGGCCUCGCGCCCGUUCCUUCUGGACAUCGCAGCGCUGAUACCCUUGGAUCUGUUCCAGUUGAAGAUCGGCACCAACCCAAUCAUCCGCUUCCCCCGAUUCCUCAAGGUUUACAGAGCUGUGAGCUGCUACUACAUGGUCGAAUCCAGGACGGUCUAUCCGAACUUCUGGCGCGUAAUCAACCUCAUCCACAUACUGCUGAUCCUGGCGCAUUGGUUCGGGUGCUUCUAUUUCUUGCUGUCCGAAGCCGAGGGAUUCCAGGGUGAUUGGGUGUAUCCUUAUCGUCCGGGAGAUUAUGCAACUCUAACGAGAAAGUACCUCGGCUCUUUGUACUGGUCCACGCUAACCCUGACCACCAUAGGGGACCUGCCGACUCCGGAGACCAAUGCCGACACGCAAGGAGGCCCCAAAUUUCUGCCGCGCCGCGGACUGAAGUCCCGUUUACUGCAGUUCAGGUCCAACAGAGGGUACGUGUUCACAAUAGUAAGCUAUCUAAUUGGGGUGUUUAUAUUCGCAACUAUUGUCGGACAAGUCGGGAAUGUCAUCACUAAUAGGAACGCGAACCGUCUCGAGUUCGAGAGGCUUCUGGACGGAGCCAAAACUUACAUGAGGCACCAUAAGGUGCCGGGUGGUAUGAAACGUCGUGUAUUACGAUGGUACGAUUACUCGUGGUCCCGCGGCAGGAUCCAAGGAGGCGGUGACAUCAACACUGCUCUAGGGCUGCUACCCGAUAAACUGAAGACCGAACUUGCUCUGCAUGUCAAUUUGAGCGUACUUAAAAAGGUCACCAUCUUCCAAGAGUGCCAGCCGGAGUUCCUUCAUGACCUCGUCUUGAAAAUGAAGGCUUACAUCUUCACACCUGGCGAUUCCAUUUGUCGUAAAGGGGAAGUUGCUAGAGAAAUGUUUAUAAUAGCCGAUGGAAUCUUGGAGGUGAUAUCGGAAACCGGACGAGUACUAACCACCAUGAAGGCUGGAGACUUCUUCGGCGAAAUCGGGAUAUUGAACUUAGACGGAUUGAACAAACGGACAGCAGAUGUCCGUUCCGUUGGUUAUUCGGAGCUGUUCUCACUUUCGCGUGAAGACGUGCUCGCUGCGAUGAAGGACUAUCCUGAGGCGCAGGAGAUCCUCCAGACCCUGGGCCGGAAAAGACUGCAGGAAGCCAAGAACAUGUCAAGACAGAAAGUCAAGGGAGAAACCAGUCCGGAUAAAAAUGCUGGUGACGACAGCGGUCCCAAAAGAAUAGUCCACAAACUGAGGAGUGAUGUCAAGGGCAUCCGUAACGCCAUACGCAGCAGAUCGCGCGGGGGGCGCCGCUCGGCGGACGAGGAGCGCGCGGGGCGGGGGGGCGGUGCAGCCAACGGGGGAGGGGGCGGCGAAGGGAAGGUGCUGCGACGAAUGAACCGAGUUGAGAGUGAUGACUCACAGGCCCACGGACCUCACGAGGAUAACAAUGGGGAAACAACAUCAGGCAGCAAAGAUGGUGAGAAAUGCGUUUCUCCCAUAGGUGCAGGACUACCAUUAUUAUCGAGAUUAAAACUUCUAAAGGAAAAACAGUCUAUUUUACAGGAUAGAGAAGAAAAAGUUGCAAAACAAAGGCAUUCAACUUCAUCAGUUGUAUCGUUAAAUAUACAAACCCAGCCGAUCCCAUCCACAAGUGCGGCUCCUGAUGAACCUGAAGUAAUCGGAGCUGGUUUACCGCUUAUUCAAAGGCUGAUGCUCCUCAAAGCGAAAGAAGAACGCGAAAAAAAUCAGCUAACCCCAACGACCAGCAACCAACCUUCCAGCUCCGACACAAUAAGUCCCACCUCUAUCAAAAGUCCGUUGAGUCCAACAGUUAAAACUUUAAGUCCCAUUAGAAAAGGCUCUGAGUCCAGUUCCCCGGGAAAGCUUCAAAGUCCAACCACCAGGACUUCUAGAAAAAAUUCCUCCGGCUCCAGUGACGGGACUUCUAGACCGAAAGUUAGCUUCAGAGACAAAAUUCUGCAAGUCCAGAGUGACGGUACAGCUGUUUGCCAGCCUCUAAAUAAAGAUGGUAGCGAAAAACCGUCAGCAGUCGUUGAGCCCACACCUAAAACAGAAAGCAAUUUGAUUUCGAUUCCACAUUCUGUAGUGAGUAAGAUAAAAUCGCCAGCGAAAGUUGUUGGAACUACUUUCAGGGAUAAACUAAAGCUUCUGCAAAGUGGUGGUAAAGAUUCAGAUACGACUGCAGAAAAGAAAGCUUCAUCUUUUGAGAAAAAUCCAAUAGAAAUACCUCCCAUACAAAUUACGGACAAUAAAGAAGAGAUUAAAAAUAAAAAGCCGUGGUCGAAACUAAAAAAGGCCGCGAUUUUAGGUGAAUCAAAAAGCCAAAGUAAAUCUAGCUUGGAAGAAAAGAAAGAUGAUGUAACUAAUGAAACGCCCGAAGUAAUCGUAGAGUCCUGUGUAAAAAUAUGUGUUCCCGUUGUAACAACUGCGGAACUGGUGAAGAUAGACAAUAAUAAUGUUCAAGUUAUAAGUGAUAGUGAUAAGUCGGAAAACCCUAAGGUAUGCUUAACGGGCCCUAUAGAAACCGUCCAGGAGAAAAGCCUAGAUUUGAUGACAUUAUCGCCGAAAAGAAACGUAGCGAAAACUACUGAAACUAAAAAUCUCGGCACCCUUUUACCCAAAGUUAAAAAGUAUAGAUCUAUCGAUGAUCUCUCGCCAGAAUACGGAGGAUUGCCAUUCGUUAAGAAACUCAAGAUUUUGAACGAAAGACAGAAAUUAGCUGAAUUGGAAAAGGUGGUUAAAUUUCGAAGUUCAAGCUUAGAUUGCACCAGUUCUUCGGAGGAUCUACUUUGCGACACAUUAACUAGAAGUCAUUCAGAAGGCAGCACAAUGGACAAAAGGAAAUAUAAGCGAAAAUCUACUGACUCAAUCGGAAGUCAUGAAUCCAAUGAAACCCUAGAAAGACGAACAUUGAAAUCUAUAUUAAAGAAGUUAUCAGAAGACGUGACCCCAGCCGAGAGUCCUGAACGUAGUAAUGAAUUAAGGAAAUUAAUUCGAGCACCAACUCUCGAAGGAUACGCAGCGAGACACUCAAAAUUUGCCAAAAGUGUGACCUUUCAUAGGCACACAUUACCUUCACCUCCGGCUAGUGCUCCCGCUGACACUAAAUGUGCCGUUUUUCAAAUCCCAGACGUUCCCAUUCAAGUUCCACAAAUAUCGCCUCCGUUGACGGAAGCUGAAGUGGUCGAACCUGAUCCGUGUAAUCAAAUCACAAGACCGAUAGAAGAUACGAUAGUCACCAAAGAGACGGGCCUGAAUUUCAGAACGGAAUAUCAUCUGCAACAGAAUAUGGAUCCGAUGUACGAUUUCAAAAACUUGAGGCCCGAAGAUAUUAAAGUGCCCAAAGAAAAACCUAAACUUACUAUAAUAUCGGCUGUUGCAAAUCAAAGGAAACUACUCAGAGGCUCCAUCGAAGAACAGGAGUAUUUUGGGGAAGUUCUCUUGGGAAUCAAACAAGUUAUACAAGGACAUCUACAAGACGUCCAGUUAAAAUUUCAAGAAAGAUUUACAAGUUUAGAAAAUGAGGUUCGCAAGCGUGACGAGAUCAUCAGCCAACUGCAGAAGAGGAUUCAGGAACUCGAGCGGCUCGGGCUCGCGUCCAGCGCGGGGGCGGUGCCUCUGGAACUACCUGUCGCCGUCACCAUGAAAAACAGCUCCGGGAGUGAAGAAGAAGAAGACCUUGAAGAAGGAUUUAUGCGAGGUGAUUCUUUAGACACGGUAUUCGCCUCGUCUCCACCAACAGCCAGCGCUGAAGACGACAGUGCAGCGAGACUGGAACAGUCCCACGAAGAGAUCCCAGAGAGCAUCAGCGACGAGAAAUUAUCAGAGAUGACUGAAGGCAUCGAAUUAGAAAAGCUUUCGUACUCAGAGCUGCAGAGUUUGGCUGAGUCUUUGACGAAAGGCGAUAAAAGCUCUUCGAGUAAGGAGGAGUGGUCUAUUAGCAAGUCGAAGAGGAUGGACCUAAACCUGGACGGGAAGGCGGGAACUUAUUCGAGGAAGCGGGCUGCUAAAUUGAGGCAGAGAAAGUCUUGGGAAGAUCAGAGCGAUCAAGAGAGUGUUGAAAUGCAUGAUCUCACGAGGCCAUUAUCCCCGCACACAAUGUCUGAAGACCGCUCCUUGCUGAGUCCAGAACAGUCCAGCCUCCGCAGCAGCAGGAGGACCACUCCCUUCCACUUCUUCGGCUCGCAUCUCGACAACACCAAAUCAAAAAUCAAAAAGACCUUGUCUGUUGACACCGGAAUGCAUCACACGGGCAGGAAUGAUAGAAAACAAUCUGGUAAACGCGAACAUCGGAAGUUCAGUCUCGGUUCGUUCUUUGGACAACAGCGUCGACCCGUCGCCAGGACUCACGACGACGUGGUGCUGGACAUGGGCAGUGACCUCAGCUGGACAGAUUCAUUAUCAACAUCUUCCAGUAGCGACUCCGAGUCUCCGCCGCGGACGCCCGCCUUCGAAGAGUUCGCGAGUCGGUCCCGACACGCCCCAGUCAGCAGGUUGUCAGGGAGUGGCGGAGACUGGGAGGUGAUGAUGCUGGCCGACGAACUAGAGAAGAGAGAACGAGAAGAAGCCAGAAGACACCAGUACGAGACCACACUGCGGGAGCUUGAAGAGGAAUCAGACACACCACUGCGUGAUGAAAGCCCAGAGCGGUCACCGGCCUCUGUACCACUGCUCCCCCAAUCAUCUUACUUGCAAAGAACUCCUACGAGACAGUACAGAGUCGCUUCAUUGGUUGAACCGCUAGGACCAGAGUCUUCGCUCCGACAAUCAAGAGGGCUGAUCCUCCGAGCGGCGAGUCUUGAUCGAGAAACCACUCCAUCCUCGGAAACUCGUCGAUUCGGCUCCCUGAAGAACACCAGUACAGAAUCGCAUAAGCGACUCUGAUCCGUCACGCAACAUGGACUCAAAACCGAGCCCAAGUGGAGUCCACUAAACAACAAAAAUGUUCCCUCUCUCUGCUACUCGAAAAUUGAAGAAUGUUCUAGAGAUAUAUCCACAUCAGACGAUACGAGUUGUAAUGAUAGCGAAACUGAUACAUGCGUGAUAGAUGAUGCAAAAGAAACACAACAAAAAAAUCCAUUAAAAUUUGAAUCUUAUUUAAAUAAUGAUAAUGUAGAUUUUACGAAUGAUGAAUUAGAACACUCCAACGAAACAAUACUUGAGAAUUGGGAUUAUAAUGGUGAAGCAAGUUUCAAAUUAUCAAGCGACGACAGGGAAAAUACGACAGAUACCGCAAAGGCCAAUGUCGUUGAACAAAACGAAUGUUCUGGUGAUGGGAAACAAAACGUUAGGGACGGCAAUGAACACAAAAAUACAGGUAAUAAUAGUAGAGCCGUUGAAAAUGUUAACAACGAUUCCGCCGAUGCAUUUAGAAACGUAAGCGAUGAACGAGAGAAUAUUGAUCAAAACACGAAUGAGCAUCAAGAUGGCGGUCAGCUUUUGGUAAUUAUCAUUUUUUACGAUGAUCACGAUUUAAUAUUGUUUCUUGUGGUACAUUGAGAUUUUGCACGUUGCGUUGUCAGUCAAUCCAGUCUUGAAUAAGAUUACAUAGAUUAACAUCCUUCACUAUAAGUUUAUGGAUCAAAAGGUAACUUACUUAUCUUACGUACAUACUUACGUACUUUUAUCAAAACACGAGCAAGGCAUAGAAACCUUUAAAAUAAAAAAUAAAUACAUGUACAUAUUACUAAAACUUGUUUUAUUGUUUCAUCUAUAAAUGUGUAAAUUAGAUAUAAUUGUUUCAAUUGGCGUUCCGAAGAUAUGUUUUUAAUUUGCCGCCUUUUUCUUUAAAUUUGUUACAUAAUAUUUCUGACAGCGCCUCCGUAUUCGACAUUCAGCAAAUUUUUUGUCUGUGGUAUCAACUUUGUACUGUAACUUAAUAAAUAAUUUAUUGUAUUGUAGACAAUUUAGCAGUCAGAGAGAACAAUAUAAUCAUUAACUAGUAAUCGAGACGUUUAGAAGUUCAACUUCAAAGUUUUUUGUAGUUUUCUUUAGUAGGUAACCUAGCUAUAAGUAAAUAACAAUCUUAUGCACAAAUCGUGUAUGUAUUAUACCUAUUAUUUAUCAUAUUAUUGUGUAUUGUAAAAUAAGAUCGCAUUCCAAUAAAUAUGCAUACAGGUUGUUAAAUAGGUAAUUGUCGAAAUUAAGUCGAAGUGAAGUUAAAAAAUGAUUAAUUACUUAGCUAAAACCAAAGAAUUAAUAAUUUAUAAUAUUCGUUUCCAUAAAAUGUUUUAUAGAAAAACUCAAUAACCUAUCUUAAUAACAUAAUUAAAAUUGUGGUCUGACAUAUAUUGUAAUAUAUUUAGAUAAGAGUGGAUAUUAUCUAUAGUUACCAUAAUACAUGUUAUGGAUUCAGAAUUAAACUAUGCUAGUUCAUAAACUUUAUUAAUAAUGAAAAUGAUGCUAACUAUAAACUUUAGUAUGAAUUUUGUAAUUCUGCGACUCUUAUUGUGCAAGACAAGCAAGGAAUUAGUAGGUAGUUAAUAGAGAGGGAGACUAUCAGACAAAGUAGGGAAAUCGGCAUUGCCAAAAUGUAGUGACAAAAAAUCCUAUCUAUAGCAGCUUGUUAGCGUCAGGUACUACUCACUCAUUAGCACCAAAAUUCGUGUCGUCAUAUUCUGAUAUACCAGUUUAAGUAAACAUUAAUUAUUACGGUAUAAUCACACAUUCAUUUAUCUAUACUAAUAUUAUAAAGAGGAAAAAUUUGUUUGUUUGUUUCGAAUAGGCUCCGAAACUACUGGACCGAUUUGAAAAAUUCUUUUUCCAUUAGAAACCGACAUUGUCCCUGAUGAACAUAGGCUACUUUUUUUAUUUUAUUUUUUAUUUUUAUUUUUUACUUUCAUGUGUGUUUUAAUGUUUCCGAAGCGAAGCGAGGGCGGGUCGCUAGUAACUGAUAAAUUCAUUUUCUACUCAUGCGUAGCGGAAACUUGUUUGGUUUUUGUUAACUUAUUGAUGUGAAACAUCUAUAGCCGCACGUAAAACCGAUUUCUGGCGUGGCGACGCAUGCCGUGGCAACGCGUCGCCACGCUAUAUGAUCGUAUAUAUAUACAGUCUAUAAUAAUAUGCAGUAGUGUGUACGGUGUGGCGACGCGUCGCCAUGCGCAAUCGACUGUGCGAUUCUCUCCCACUCGAUCCGGCUUUAAGCCAUCUCUCUCGCUACACUGAGCUCGGAUACCUAUAGUGUAUACUCCGUAGUGUAUACAGUGUUGUUUACUACAGUACACAUAACCUGUGUUUUACUUGAAAACAAAUUAUUUUUUCGUAAUAUUUUAUUUUAUCAUUAUGACAUAUUUAGUUCCUAUAUCAGAAUCUGUUCUUUUCUGCAUAAUACUUUUACAAAAUAAUGUCGAUGUUUCACAUCGACAUUAUUGGCUCACAAAUUUUUUUUAAUGCACUAUUUGUUUCCCAAAUAAAUACAUAAAUUGCUACAAAAUAAACUUAAAGAACAAAAACAUAAUCGAAAUAUUACAGUAAAAUUAUUUUAAGAUGCAUUCCAAAACAUUCCGUUUCGUGCCAAACAAAAGGUUUUAAUAAAAAUUUAAGCCAUAAUAAUAUAUAAACUCUGAAAAGUACCUACUAGUUACUAAUCUUCUAAAAUAAUGUAAAUAUUAGUUUAAUCGGUAUUCCUAAAUCUGUAAAAUAUAAUAUAUGUACUAUGUUUUAUGAAUAACAACACCUGAUCACGAAUUACCUAAAUUAAAUUUAAGGUUAGAGCCAAAUUCCCAAUUUUUUAAGCUUUACCGUCUUGGGCGACGGUACUCACGUUGCGAUGGAUCCUGGUAACCAUCUAACACCAAAUAGACCAUGACCUCAAUCACCCAUUAAGACUUUUUUUUAUAAAUAGCCCGUAUUCUAAAAUGUUAUUUACCGCUAAUGUACCUAGACUCCGCUCAACAAAAGUCAAACUGUUGGCUUAGCAAAAAAAACCUCUUCUAAUUGGCAGCACUCGAGGCUUUUCCUCAGUUGAAAAAACAGCUGAUAACUUUAAUUUAGUAUUGCGGCGGGAAAUAUAAAACAUGAAACCUCCGCAGCCAUGUCUGCUUUUUUUUUUCCUACCUAAGCUGAGAGCCUUGAGAGGCUAUAUCAGCGUAACCUUAACUAGUAGGUUAGCUCACGGGGCUCAAACCUGGCGACGUUGCUAACACGAACCCUAGCAAGAGCCGUGCUUCGCAGAAUCUACCACCGGAUCGGAAACGCGACCCACUGAGAAGAUCCGGCGAGAAACUCAGUGGGCUGUGUCUGAGGGUUAAUUUACUCGUCGAGCCCUUCGUCGCAAGCGAGGGGUUCGACGACAACGAAGACCGGUGCUUGAGGUACCUAAAAGCACCGUUAGUGGAUCGGGAGGAUCCAAAAUGACAUGUUUGGGGCGACGUCGGCUUCUUUCCAUUCUGUCCGCAGGAUCGGGAAUGAGCCCCGUCCGCAUUAGGAACAUUUGAAGGCAACUAUAUAACUCGCUCAAAUCUGUCGCGCCAAGCACCCGCCUCACUCAAAUAGCUUUAAAAAAAUUAUUUUGCUUAAAUAUUUCAACACGUGUAAAUUAGAGAAAUACUCAUUACACUGAAUAUUAUAGUGUAAAAAUACUAGAGACAAGAAUUACUUACGCUAUUCUAUGUAAUAAUGUAGAUACAAAAUAGAUAUUGAUAGUAUAUUUAAGUAAUGUAAUUAAAAAUAUUUUUACUUUAAUUUAAUUUGUAAUUUAGAUAGUUCUAGAAGUAAUUUAACAAAAUAAAACAAUUGAUUUGAA